This is a messenger RNA of Trichomonas vaginalis G3, 1038 nucleotides long. RefSeq lists its product as uncharacterized. The transcript has a single exon. The coding region runs from base 1 to 1038 and encodes 345 amino acids. The record is from RefSeq and is a predicted model, not a curated record. NCBI's taxonomy places the organism in Eukaryota, Parabasalia, Trichomonadida, Trichomonadidae.
AUGUCUGCCCCUCCGAGUUCUCUCGGGGAGAGUAAUACAAUUUCAGAAAUAUUGAUACCUGAUGACUUCUUUAAGUACCAGCUUGAGUCACAGACAGAAAUUCGGCAUUUGAUUGAUGAUAUUUUGGCAAAAAGUCUUUUUAUCGCUAGAAAACAUGAGUUAAUGAAUGAAAAAAGCAAAUACGCUGCAAAAACAAUUGCUCAGGAACUCCUUUUGAAUGCAACUGCCGCGGCAUUUACUUUAGAUACAGAAAUUACAGAUAUUGAUGCGGAUGAAGACAUAGAAUUACCAAAACCAGAUCAAUGGUGUAGUGGUGUUAUCCCUCUUAUCACUCCGGAUUCGAUUAAUUUCAGAACUACAGUUUUACCAGAAAGAAAUAAUCCUCAUGUCAAUUUGCCAAAGCCACAGAAGAAAGAACCUGCUGCAACUCCAUCCCAAAAUCAGCCAAAGCAAACUUCUCAGCAGUCAUCGCCUUCGAGACCUCAAAAACUUACAAAAGAAAUGAAAACUCCAACAAUGUCUAAACAGGAUGCAACUCGCUCCAGGUCAAUGUUAUCACAAAGCUAUAUCAAAGCGAAUAUUACGCCUGCAACUCAAAUUCUUAAAGCAUUUGAAAUAUCCAAGAAACAAACGCAAGGAUCCGGUCGAAACUUUACAGUGGAUCAAGAGAACAACAUAAUACCUAUCCACGAUCCCAAGCAGCUAGCCAACGUGUUGAUUGUACCAAGAAUUGCCGCAAAACGAUCAAAACCUGAAGAAGUUGUUGCUCAGCCACGAAAAUACAAGCCUCCACCUCCGAUGACCAGGAUCAGUAACAAGAAGAAAAAGGCUGUUUCGAAGCUUAUUAGCCCCGAUCAGCCGAUAUUUGACGAAGAUAUUCCGGAUUACUCGCUAGACAAGAUAGCUGUGAACCCUGGCGUUACUAUAAAAGAUGGCCAGAAUGUAAGGAAUAUUCCGAAGCCAGAAGUUGAAGAUAAAAUUACAAAAGCUCAAUAUGACGAAUAUAUUAAGACUUUGAAAGCUUCACAAGAUGUUUGA